CUCUGUUUCGCCUAGUGAUAUUGCUUCCGUAAGUCAUGAGACACAAACUAUCCCACGAAAUCGAUAACUACCCUGAAUCAGACGAUGCGGGCACAAUCAGAGUCACGGCAAAGAUCUUUGGCCAAGACGAUAACUCGACAUUCACGACUCUGUCCCUUGCCAAAGACUUCAUAGAUGAUGAGAACGAAGAGUGUAAAAGCAAAGAAGACUUGAACUACUUCUUGUUGGAAGCCGGAAUCACCGAAGAUGUUAUCAAUAAUGCGAUAUUGGAGCUAAUUGUUUAUGUUGAUGAGGUAACGUGCCCUGCAAGUAUCGAGUACUCUCCUGGCUGUGCUUUGAAUGUUCGGUUGGAUCUUGUUCCUGAUUAUCUCGAUGAUGAUGAUGACUCUGAGAUUCAAGAAGCUGCUCAAGUCUCGUUUGAUGAUACUAGCAAUAUCCGGUUUCGACCAGCUAGCAAGCUCGUGGUCAAGUCGCUACCCAGGAAAGUAUACAACAAGAAGAUUAAAAAGGAAAAGAAGAAGAACAAGAAGAUGGUUAGCUUGGAAGAGUGCAGGAUUUGUUUGCAAGAGUUUAGCAAUGGAGGAAUGGUUGUGACUUUAUCAUGUGGACAUGAGUUUGACGAUGAGUGUAUCGUAAAGUGGUUUGAGACCAGUCAUGUUUGUCCAUUGUGUCGUCUCGAGUUGCCUUGUCAAGAUGAUGAGCUAUAGCAUGUCAAGAUUGUUGGGUUGAACUCCGGUUGCUUAUUGUAAUAAAUCAUUGUUUUAAUAUCAUUUAAAUCCGAUAUUGUUGUUUUGUUACUUCAGAGUAUGUUUUUAUGUAGUAUCAACAUACCAUCUUUUGUUGUCUCAAACA
Molecule: messenger RNA, 852 nt
Organism: Brassica oleracea var. oleracea
Lineage: Eukaryota; Viridiplantae; Streptophyta; Magnoliopsida; Brassicales; Brassicaceae
Product: E3 ubiquitin-protein ligase RNF181-like
Exons: 1
Coding region: 36-707 (223 amino acids)
Source: RefSeq, a predicted model, not a curated record